This is a messenger RNA of Hyaloscypha bicolor E, 1140 nucleotides long. Its product is annotated as (S)-2-hydroxy-acid oxidase. The record is from RefSeq and is a predicted model, not a curated record. The coding region runs from base 1 to 1140 and encodes 379 amino acids. Gene Ontology annotation, molecular function: oxidoreductase activity; FMN binding. The transcript is spliced from 3 exons. NCBI's taxonomy places the organism in Eukaryota, Fungi, Ascomycota, Leotiomycetes, Helotiales, Hyaloscyphaceae.
AUGGAGGAGAAACUAGUAAUUGCAAGCGUUAGCGAGGAAGUGAUUCUCAGCAUUGAGGAUCUCCAGAGAGAAGGUUCUAAGAAGCUCCCUACUUUCAAACGAGAGUUCUUCAACUCCGGCUCCACCGGCCAAAUAACCGUCCACGAGAACUCAACCUCCUACCAAAAAUACCGUCUUCGUUGCCGCGUCCUCCGAGACGUUUCAAAAGCCACUCUCAGCACCGUAGUCCUCGGAAAGACGAUCUCCUUCCCACUCUGCGUCUCCCCAGCCGGUCUUCAUGCAAUGGCACACCCGGAUGGCGAGCUAGCAACUAGCCGCGCUUGCGCAAAACGCGGUAUACUAAUGGGCAUAUCCUCCUUCUCUAAUUACUCCGUGGAAGAUGUGAUCCAAGCCGGGAGAGAAGUUCGAGAUGUCGGGCAUGUGAUGCAGCUCUACACAAUGAAAGACCGCGCGCUCCAAGAACGGAUCAUCAAACGUGCGGAGAAAGCGGGCUGUAAAGCCAUUUUCCUUACAGCUGAUAGUCCGGUGCUGGGAGUAAGGUAUAAUGAGUGGCGCAAUGACUUCCGGACUCCUGAUGGGCUGAGCUACCCAAUGAUUGAGAGGACGUCUGAGAUGCUUAUAGCUCAGACGCAUGAUAGUGGGUUUAUGGCUUUCAACUCUGAUACCCAUUCCUGGGCUGAGGAAAUUCCUUGGCUUAGAAGGAGGACGAAGAUGGAGAUCUGGAUCAAGGGCGUACUUACCGCUGAAGAUGUUCUGCUUGCAAGGGAAUAUGGAUGUGAUGGAGUAAUAGUUAGCAAUCAUGGUGGGAGACAGUUGGAUGGCACCCCCUCUACGAUCGAUGCGCUGCCUGAAUGCGUCGAAGCGGCGGAUGGGAAGAUCAGGGUGCAUAUUGAUGGUGGCAUUAGAACUGGAGCGGAUAUAUUCAAGGCAAUAGCUCUUGGUGCUGAGUGCUGCUGGAUAGGACGGCCUAUGAUCUGGGGCCUGGCUUACGAUGGCCAAAAAGGAGCGGAAAAGGCCCUGGAUAUACUUUAUGAUGAAUUCAGACGCUGUAUGAUGCUGACUGGCUGUACGUCGAUUGCAGAAAUCUCAAAAGCCUCACUUGGCAUUGUUCGAGCAGAUGGCCCUCUCGCACGGCUAUGA